AUGGAUGCAAAUACUCAAACACGCGUUGGUCUGACCUUCAUUUCUACUGGAUCUGUCCAGAUCAAACUGCCUAUGAAAAAUCAGCCCGUAAAAACUUAUUUGGACCAAUUUGUCACACUCCGCCGACUCCGCUGCAUCGCCAAUCGACAAUGGACUGACCCCAUGCCCAUCGGCGUUUUCCUCAUAUCUCAUCCUGACGGUCCGAUUCUAUUCGACACGGGAGAAUCACCUUGUUUCAAUGACCCCGGCUACCUGCCGUAUUACAGUCCAACGAAGAUGUUCAGCAGCGUUGACAUUAGGCCGGAAGACGGAAUCGUCAACCAGCUGAAAGCGCAUGGCGUGGAGCCGCGCCAUCUUCAGGCAAUCGUCCUGAGUCACCUCCACGGCGAUCACGCAGGUGGACUCAAAGACCUGAGGGCGGCCGCACCGGACGUCCCCGUCUUCGUGAGCGCCGAGCACUGGGCUGCUUUUGGAAACAGCCCGAUCCACGCAACGUUAUCCGGCUGCGUCCCACAGCACUGGCCGGAAGGAUUCCAGCCGACUCUGAUCGAUUUUUCGGGCAGCCGCGUUGGCCCAUGGGAGAACUCAGGGAGAAUCACGGCCGAUGGGACUAUCGUUGCAGUGCACACCCCUGGCCACGUCCCGGGCCACAUUUCGUUGGUCGUCUACGGCAAUGAUGAUGAUGGCACCAGCACGACAUACUGCUUGCUUGGGGACGCGAGUUACGGAUUGGAUCUGCUGGAUAAAGAGGAGCCCGACGGCAUCAACGACGACCCUAUGUCGGCGUUGAAGAGCUUGAGGAAGAUCAAGUCGUUUGCUCAACAAAGCGAUGUAGUCGUCUUACCAAGCCAUGAUCCGGAUACCCCUCGCCUGCUCAGCAACCGGAUAUUGUACAAGCCAAAGGAGUCAUCAGGUUCUGUAGGAUCCAUAUGA
Diaporthe amygdali is the source of this 933-nucleotide messenger RNA. RefSeq names its product metallo-beta-lactamase superfamily protein. The coding region runs from base 1 to 933 and encodes 310 amino acids. The record is from RefSeq and is a predicted model, not a curated record. NCBI's taxonomy places the organism in Eukaryota, Fungi, Ascomycota, Sordariomycetes, Diaporthales, Diaporthaceae. The transcript has a single exon.